Molecule: messenger RNA, 681 nt
Organism: Symbiodinium pilosum
Lineage: Eukaryota; Dinophyceae; Suessiales; Symbiodiniaceae
Source: the annotation of a GenBank genome assembly
AUGGAUUCGGGCGAUGGCGUGUCUCACACCGUGCCUAUCUAUGAGGGAUAUGCACUUCCUCAUGCCAUCGCGCGGCUUGAUUUGGCUGGCCGUGACCUGACGGAAUAUUUGAUGAAGAUCAUGAUGGAGAGCGGCUACUCCUUCAGCAACAGCGCGGAGCGAGAAAUCGUGCGGGACGUCAAGGAGAACCUAGGGAAGCUGUGCUACGUCGCCCUGGAUUUCAACCAUGAGCUGAAGGCAGCGGCAGAGAGCAAUGACGGGGCGAAGACGUACGAGCUGCCAGAUGGGAACAUCAUCUCCUUACACAGCGAGCGCUUCCGCUGCCCGGAGGUACUGUUCCAGCCCAGCUUGGUGGGCAAGGAAGCGAUGGGGAUCCAUGACACCACCUUCCAGUCCAUCAUGAGGUGCGAUGUGGAUAUCCGCCGCGACCUGUACCAGAACGUGGUCCUGUCGGGGGGCUGCACGAUGCUGCCCGGCAUCGGCGAGCGAAUGACCAAAGAGCUUUGUGCCCUGGCACCAUCCACUGUGAAGGUGAAGGUCAUUGCGCCGCCUGAGAGGAAGUACAGUGUGUGGAUCGGUGGCUCCAUCCUCUCGUCAUUGAGCACGUUCCAGCAGAUGUGGAUCUCCAAGGCUGAGUACGAUGAGAGUGGGCCAAUGAUCGUCCACCGCAAGUGCAUCUAG